UUCGACAAGGUCAAGGGUCUUGUUCAUGGAAUUGGAAACCCUUCCGAUGUCGAGAAGAAAAGCCGAAGAAGACCAGGCCGCAAAUCCAGACAGGUCGCCGAUUCGAGCUCUUACACCUCUACCAGCGCUUCCGAAGCAUCCCUCGCACCAGGUAAAAGGUGAUGGGAAUGUCCCAAUAGGACAGCUUUCUCAAGAACUCAGUAAACUCGCAGUUUCGAGUAGUCAUAUGCCAAGCUCCAGCCCGAAUCCAGUCUCAAUGCCCAGUCCCAGCUUCAGAGUGAAGCCUGUCCACGACAUGUCUUCCUCUGUAUAUUCGAAGUCUAACGGGACAGCGGAAUCUAGCAACGGCGAUGCGGUGUACCACGACCUCAUUCCAACUAAGUCGACUCAGAGCGAGGAUCGGAGUAGCUUCGCGUCAAGAAGCGCUAAUGUAUCGACCUCUUUAGUUUCAGAUACAACAGCGGCAGUAGAUUCCGGAGGCUUCUCAAAACCGAAGACUCCUCCAAUAGGCAUACCGAGGGAGAUAGGGAAGGACGGAAGUAAGAAUGGGAAGAUUCAGGGUGGCCUCUGUAUGAAAAGGUCUGCCUCUUUAGUAGAUUCUAAGCAGCCUGCUCACAAAGGUUGGAGAAUGUCUCCGUCAUCAGUCACUACCUCAAGCAGUACAGGAAGUUUGGAAGCUCAACACGUUUCUGCAAAUUCCGCUCAGUCAGUGGACAAGUCAGGAUCUGCCCCUUCUUCUGGCAGCAAUUCCGACAGAGGCCUUUUACAGAACCCACACUCAUGGCCAGGUUCUAGUGUCCUGGGCUCACCGGGUAGAACUAUGCACAUGCCGUCUGGUAAAGUUUCAAAUGGUGCCAGUAAUGGGACGAGUAAUGGACAAAGUACGUCUCGAUCUAGUCAUUUUAGUGACCACCUUUCCUGCGAAGACGCCGCACAUGCCAUUGAGACUGGACGCGCUUUCAGAGGAGUGCUGCGUGUGAAUCCGCACUACAGAAGUGAGGCAUACGUAACGCUCGAAGGAGUUCCUCUGGACAUUUUAAUUGAUGGUCUUUGUGCACAAAACAGAGGGAUGGAGGGUGAUGUGGUUGCACUGCAACUGAAUCCUUCUUCUCUUUGGCCUCGGCUCAAAGGGUCCAACAAGCAGCAGAACAGCAGCUAAGUGUUUGAGGAGUCCUCGGUCAAAGCGGAAGCUCAGACGGAUGAUCAACAAACGAGAGAGAACCCAAUCUUCCUUGAAGAGCAUGUUUCUGG
Messenger RNA from Marchantia polymorpha subsp. ruderalis, 1251 nucleotides. NCBI's taxonomy places the organism in Eukaryota, Viridiplantae, Streptophyta, Marchantiopsida, Marchantiales, Marchantiaceae. The record is from the annotation of a GenBank genome assembly.